This is a messenger RNA of Suncus etruscus (white-toothed pygmy shrew), 768 nucleotides long. It is a transcript of the gene RNF152, whose product is annotated as ring finger protein 152. Gene Ontology annotation, molecular function: metal ion binding; ubiquitin protein ligase activity. The record is from RefSeq and is a predicted model, not a curated record. NCBI's taxonomy places the organism in Eukaryota, Metazoa, Chordata, Mammalia, Eulipotyphla, Soricidae. Gene Ontology annotation, cellular component: lysosomal membrane. Gene Ontology annotation, biological process: positive regulation of autophagy; cellular response to amino acid starvation.
CCGGAUGGGAGCACCAUGGAGACCCUGUCACAGGAUCCCUGCUGGAGUGCAAGAUCCUGCUUCAACUACUACAGCCCCCGGCGGAGGCCCAAACUGCUGGAUUGCAAGCACACCUGCUGCUCUGUGUGCCUCCAGCAGAUGAGGACCAGCCAGAAGGAUGUGCGCUGCCCCAUGGUGCCGGGGCAUCACAAGCUGCCCCCGGGCUUCUCUGUGUCACAGCUCCCCGAUGACCCCGAGUCCCUGGCCCUCAUCGCCAUCCCACAUGCCUCUGAGCACACCCCGGUCUUCAUCAAACUUCCCAGCAACGGUUGCUACAUGUUGCCCCGCUCGCCUAUCUCCAAGGAACGCGCGCUUCUGCCCGGGGACCUGGGCUGUCGCCUGCUGCCUGGGAGCCAGCAGAAGGCGGUGACCGUGGUAGACCAUCCCCCGCGAGAGCAGCAGCCUCUGCAAAGUGGGGCACCCCCAGAGGCGGUGGCUGAGGAGCCUGAGCGGCGUGGUGGGGUGGUGAAGAGCUCCACAUGGUCAGGCGUAUGCACCGUCAUCCUGGUGGCCUGCGUGCUGGUCUUCCUCCUGGGCAUCGUGCUCCACAACAUGUCUUGCAUCUCCAAGCGUUUCACUGUGAUCUCCUGUGGGCUGAGGCCCGCUGCAGGAGUGUCUCCUGUGGGUGCCAAGUAAGGGCUGAGCAGGUGUUGGUGAGAAAUGGGGGCGAAAGCUGAUCAUUGGGCACUGCCUGUGGGCUGCCACUUGAAUUCAACCACAGACACGGGG